Messenger RNA from Trichoderma reesei QM6a, 1530 nucleotides. RefSeq lists its product as uncharacterized. The record is from RefSeq and is a predicted model, not a curated record. Gene Ontology annotation, molecular function: oxidoreductase activity, acting on paired donors, with incorporation or reduction of molecular oxygen; monooxygenase activity; iron ion binding. The coding region runs from base 1 to 1530 and encodes 509 amino acids. Lineage: Eukaryota; Fungi; Ascomycota; Sordariomycetes; Hypocreales; Hypocreaceae. The transcript has 2 exons.
AUGGGCUUGCUAACUCUGUCUUUCGCCCUCCGCUACACGUCAGGGAGAAAGCUGCAUCCAAGCGAGCCAACGGUGGUCCAGCCAUGGAUUCCCGUCAUAGGCCAUCUGCUGGGCAUGGUGGUGUAUGGCGGUCGCUACAUCAAGCGCCUUGGGCUAUGCUAUCCACAAGAGCCAAUCCUGACUCUGCCAGUGCCGGGCUCUCGAAUAUAUGUCGUUACAGAGCCUUCGUUAGCCGCUAGUGUCCAGCGCAACACCAAGACAUUGUCAAUGACGCCUCUGCUGCCCGAGAUAACCAAGCGGGUUCUUGGACUGGAUCAGAAAACAUACCAUGUAAUCAGUCAGAACCUGGAUCCAGAACCGGGGGAGCCACGGGGAUUCUUUGCCGACGUCCAUGACUUGGUGUAUACCUCAUUUGGGCCAGGUGACUAUGUGAAUGCGUUAAGCUGUGAGGCCGUGCAGGAGUUAUGCUUUCAGCUGCUCGAGACAAUCGACGUGACAACUGACGCCACGGGCUCGGUACCUGGCCCGGUUGAUCUUUUGGCCUGGGUCCGUCAUAUGGUCACCGUCGGCACCGCAAAGGCGUUCUUUGGGCCUCAUAAUCCCAUUGCCGAAGAGCCUGACCUGGCGCAUGAUUUUUGGGCAUUCGAUCAUGGCCUCGGGGGUUUGCUUAUCGGAAUCUUCCCAUCCCUCACAGUUCCCAAGGCAUAUGCCGGCCGUGAGAGACUGACAGCGGCGUUCCGCAAGUAUCUCGAAGCCGGCUAUCUGGAAGAGGCCACAUCAAUCGUCAAGGGCAGAGCGCGGAUCGAGAAGGAAUAUGGCAUGAGUACCGACAUGACGGCCCGCUCGGCGCUGUCGUUUCUAUUCGCAGGCAUCGUAAACGCUACAACGACGACGUUCUGGGUAGCAUUGAGGAUUUUUGCGAACGAAAUCCUUCUUGCUCGAGUGCGUCAGGAAAUUCGCCAAGCGCUCGAAGUCAGUUGCCAGCGCUCGGGACCAGAUACGCUGAGCAUCACAGCAGUUAAAGAAACAUGCACAACACUACUUGCCGUCUACCGAGAAUGCCUACGCGUCGGGUCGGAAAAUUUCUCUGUGCGGAUGAUCAAGGAGGAUACGAUGCUGGCUGACAGGUACUUCCUCAAGAAGGGCGCUGUUGUUCAGAUCUCUGGCGGGGCCAUCCAUGGAAGGAGCACGAUCUGGGGCCAAGACGUUGAUGAGUUCAACCCCGACAGGUUCCUCAGGCAGAAGGGCAAAGGCCAUGGCUUUCAUCCAGCGGCGUUUAGGGGGUUUGGCGGCGGGAAGACGCUGUGCCCUGGCCGCGAAUUUGCCACGAAUGAGAUUCUGGCGUUCGUCGCCAUAUUUAUCCAUGGAGUUGACUGGGUGGCCCCUGAUGGGGGAAGGCUUUCUGUUCCAGAGAAGAACGAUCGUGUGAUGCCGGUUCACGUUCUCGAGCCAGCGACCGCACCGAAGGGCAUCGUCCGGCCAAGGGCGGAAGAGGUGAAGAUGCUGAGUCGGCUCAAAGUGGUGAUGUGA